This is a messenger RNA of Fusarium subglutinans, 648 nucleotides long. RefSeq names its product homocitrate synthase mitochondrial. Gene Ontology annotation, molecular function: homocitrate synthase activity. Gene Ontology annotation, cellular component: mitochondrion. The record is from RefSeq and is a predicted model, not a curated record. Bases 1 to 648 code for a protein of 215 amino acids. The transcript has 2 exons. NCBI's taxonomy places the organism in Eukaryota, Fungi, Ascomycota, Sordariomycetes, Hypocreales, Nectriaceae.
AUGACUACCAGGCUACCCGGGAUCGUGUCUAAAAGAUUCGAGAUGGCGAGCGAAUGUCAUCAGACCGUGUUGUACUGGAUAACAAGUUCUCGCUCUGCGGCCAGUAAUGAGAAGCAAGAUCAAACAGAUGAUGGAUGCGAAUCAGGUGGCCUCGCGACCAAGCUACGCGACAGAUGGCGACUUGGCAUCACCCCACCUGGAGCUCUCAUGGCUAGAAUGAUGCCGACUUCUAGGGACUGCAUUCUUUCCAAGUACAAGCUGCACGAACUCAAGAAGAUCGAAGAGUUUGUUGCAGAAUGCGUUGAGAUCAAGGUGCCAUUCAACGACCAAACUACUGGGUUCUGCGCAUUCACUCACAAGGCUGGCAUCCAUGCCAAGGCAAUCCUCAACGACCCCUCCACGUAUGAGAUCCUCAAGCACGAGGAUUUCGGUCUAUCAAGAUACGUGCACUUCACAUCCAGACUUACUGGAUGGAAUGCCAUCAAGAGCCAUAUUGACCAGCUUGGUCUGAAGAUGCCCGAUGCCCAGGUCAAGGAAUGUACGGCUAAGUUUAAGAGCAUAGCGGAUCUCAAGGUGGUGACACUUGAUGAGAGCGAUGCUCUGAUCAGAAGCUUUCAUUUAGAACUGCAAAAUGAAAAUGGAGCAUAG